AUGACUUUAUCAUUGUUGCUCAUAAUAAUGUGCUGUAUAAUGGAUUCUUUUAGGACGACGUCUGGUUCUUCUGCUUUCGGGCAGUCUUCGUCGACAAGCCCCUUCAGGCAGUCAUCGAGCAGUCCUCUUCUGUCCCAAUCGGUCUUCAGCCAGUCAAGUACUACAAACAAUCCUUUGGCGCCCAAACCCGAACCAUUUGGUAGUACAACGACAACCCCUUUUGGAUGGCCACAAACGGGGCCGUCCAUAUUUGCAGGAACAUCAAAUUGUGUUUUUGGUGCUACUCAAUUUUCAGCACCCGUGUUUGGUGCGUCAUCAUCACCAGCUUUAGUAGCGUCUUCUGCUCCUGCUGUAGGAAGUUCGUCGUCGUCCGCACUUGGAGCGUUUGGUGGCAUAGGGUCUGCAUUUGGUGCAUCAACUUCCUUAGUCUUCGGCCCUAAAGGUGCAUUUGGGGCUUCUAGCACUCCUGCUUUUGCCGCCUCAAGUAGUCCGGCUUCUAGCACUCCUGCAUUUGGUGCAUCAUUCGGCCCUAAAGGCGCAUUUGGGGCUUCUAGCACUCCUGCUUUCGCCGCCUCAAGUAGUCCGGCUUCUAGCACUCCUGCAUUUGGCGCAUCAACUUCCUCAGUCUUCGGCCCUAAUGGCGCAUUUGGGGCUUCUAGCACUCCUGCUUUCGCCGCCUCAAGUAGUCCGGCUUUUGGGGUUUCGAAAACUCCUUUUGGGACUUCCAGCAGCCCUUCCAUCUGCUUUGGUUCAUCUCCAGCAUUUGAACAGUCAGCAUCUGCUUUUAUUAGUAGCAGCCAUUUUGCAGUAUCAUCUCCUAUUGAGGCCCGGAUAGGAAGUCAGGCCACAACACCAACUUUUGGUGGUGCUGGAUUCGGGCAGUCAGGUUUCGGGGAUCAGCAACAAGGAGGAGGAAGUAGAGUGACCGCAUAUGCAGUGACUAUCGAGCAAGAUAAUGGAAGUGGUGAACAACUUGAUGGGAAGUUAGAGUCGGUAUCAGCCAUGCCCGCAUGUAUUAAUAAGAGCCAUGAGGAGCUUAAGUGGGAGGACUAUCAGUUGAGUGACAAAGGUGAAUCAAAUCCUGCUGGUCAAUCUGCUGGUUGUAAUCUCUUUGGUGCAUCUUCUUCCAUCUGGACACCUGCAUUUGGUGGACUGUCCUCCACUGAAAUGUCGAAUCCAUGUUUCUCCACCAUUGCCUCCAAUUUGUUCUCUUCCAUGACAUCCAAUCCAUUUGCUCCAAAACCUGUGAGCUCGGGCUUUGGGUCAGGACCUGCUUCUUCACUCUUUCGUUCUAUGCCCUCAUUUGCAACUUCCGUGCUUGGAUUCAGUUUCAGUUUUACCUGGGAAUCCUCCCCAUUGUUUUCAUGUAUUGCUCCCGCCCUCGCUCAAACAAACAUAUUUGGCACAUCAUCGUUUCCUUUUGGAUCCCGGAUAGGAAGUCAGGCCACAACACCAACUCUUGGUGGCGCUGGAUUUGGGCAGCCAGGUUUCGGGGUCAGCAACAUCGAGGAAGUAGAGUGGUCGCCUAUGCAGUGACUCUCGAGCAAGAUGAUGGAAGCGGUACACAACCAGCAGGGAAGUUCAAGUCCAUAUCGGCAAUGCCCGCAUAUUUUGAUAAGAGCCAUGAGGAGCUUAGGUGGGAGGACUAUCAGGAGCUCAAAGAGAUGCAUGCCUCGAAGUUGAAGUCGGAGUCUGAUGCUGAGUUGAGUAGGAUCAAAGCUCGUAUCCAAGCUCUUGAAUUAGAAUUAUCUAAUCUCAAGAUGGAGGAAGCUACUCAUAUUGCCUCUCGAGCCCCAUUGCUUCCCGAGUCAUCUUUUAAUCUCGAACCCAGAAAAUCCGAGCGUACAAGGAGAAUAAGCAAAACCAAAUGCAGGUGUAGAAGGCGCUAGCCCUCUUGGUUCGAUUGAGAGAGCAUAAGGUUUCUUGGGGCUAUGGUCAGGUGCUGACGUAGAAUUUCGAUCGAGUUUUUCGUUCCCUCACCAAUGACGAUGUUAACAUGGGACUAGGCUCAGGCGAAUGGUGGGGAUCCAAUGGUUUUGGUGAAGAAGACCCUGAGGAGGACCCUGAAGGAGAUUCCUGAUGAAGACUCCUGAGUCCUGACCCAGCACUCUCCAAGCCAAAGCGGCUUUGAACUAGACAGGGCUGAGCCUUUGGGUUGGACAAUGCGGGGUUUGUAUUAGUUGUUCAUAUUAGUUACUCGUUCCUAGUAAUGUGUACUGGACUAAGAAACCCGAUCAAUACUCGACUCAGCCCAAUGAUUAUCGCGGUUUACUUAGUGCCAGCUCUAGGAGAUGUGCUAUAGUUGUCCUUAUAUCCCUUAAGUAGCUAGUUGGACUUGGUUAGUGGAUGAAAAUCUACUCCAGUGUAAGGCCAUUCUGUUCGACAUGGUUCGGUUUCGCCGAUGAUCGUAAUGAAUGCUAAAUGACUCCGAAUUGUUAGUUGUUAUUAAA
Molecule: messenger RNA, 2450 nt
Organism: Punica granatum (pomegranate)
Lineage: Eukaryota; Viridiplantae; Streptophyta; Magnoliopsida; Myrtales; Lythraceae
Source: RefSeq, a predicted model, not a curated record